CUCAUUUCUCUUUUCUUCCCUGUUCACAUUCCUUACAUACACACGCAUAUCUGCACAUACCACUUGGCAACAGCAACUCAGCAUCAACAUUGCCCAGUACUUUCCUACACUUCCUUUGCAUUGUCCCCUCCACUACGACCGAUGAACUCCGUCCAAAACAUCUUUUUCGGCAUUCGCGAGUACCUGAGCCCUGUCCUCAAAAACUCAAAGUUCAAAGAGACAGGAUGCAUCACCCCCGAGGAGUUUGAGGCCGCGGGCGACUUUUUGGUUUACAAAUGCCCCACAUGGAACUGGGAGGGCGGCGAAGUCAGCAAGCGUCGCGACUACUUGCCGGCCGAAAAGCAGUUCUUGAUUACUCGCAACGUGCCAUGCUUGCGCCGGGUCAAGCAGAUGGAGUACACAGACGAGGACGCAGAGACCCAGAUUGAGAGCGACGGCGGUGAUUCCUGGGUUAUGUCCCAUAGCUCACGUGUAUCGGGCGGGCCAAUUGAAGAGAUCGCAGGCAUCAUGGAUGAGGACGAGGACGAGGACGCUGAGGCUGAAGCCGAGGCUCAGGCUGCCAUCAAGGCUAUGGAACGAUUGCAACUGCAGGAUCAGCUCCGAUCUGCUGCAGAGGAAGAUGACGACGACGGAGAGAUCCCCGAUAUGGAUGAUAUUCCCGACAUGGAAGAUUUUGACGACAUGGAGGAGGAGGCAGAUCCUGCAACACUCGCUCCAACAGUUCCCACAGAGGUUGAUCCUGGUGACAAGAUCUUGAGCGUUCGUACAUACGACGUAUUCAUCACAUACGACAAGUACUACCAAACCCCCAGAAUGUGGCUCUUUGGCUACGAUGAGCAUCGACGGCCCCUGGUGUCCUCGCAAAUCUUUGAGGAUGUCUCCCAAGACUAUGCUAAAAAGACUGUUACAAUCGAGACCCACCCUCAUCUGAACAUGUCUCUUGCCAGUAUCCACCCCUGCAGACAUGGAGCUGUGAUGAAGAAGAUCAUCGAAAAGGUUGCAAACGACGAGGGCAAGGAGGAACCAGUCAGGGUCGAUCAAUACCUUAUUAUCUUUUUGAAGUUUAUGUCCUCGGUUGUGCCAACUAUCGACUAUGAUAACACCAUCUCUGCCUAAGACCAAGCACAGGACACACCGGGCCAACAAUCCAGGACCAUGGGAUAGUCAUCUCGCUCUAGGACUUGCAGUUACCCAUUGUUAUCUCUCCU
Messenger RNA from Gamsiella multidivaricata, 1208 nucleotides. Its product is annotated as autophagocytosis associated protein. NCBI's taxonomy places the organism in Eukaryota, Fungi, Mortierellomycota, Mortierellomycetes, Mortierellales, Mortierellaceae. The record is from RefSeq and is a predicted model, not a curated record. Gene Ontology annotation, molecular function: Atg8-family ligase activity. Gene Ontology annotation, cellular component: cytoplasmic ubiquitin ligase complex; cytosol. The transcript is spliced from 8 exons. Gene Ontology annotation, biological process: autophagosome assembly; autophagy of mitochondrion; nucleophagy. The coding region runs from base 142 to 1116 and encodes 324 amino acids.